Terrapene triunguis (Three-toed box turtle) is the source of this 639-nucleotide messenger RNA. RefSeq names its product olfactory receptor 52L1-like. Gene Ontology annotation, cellular component: membrane. Lineage: Eukaryota; Metazoa; Chordata; Testudines; Emydidae. The record is from RefSeq and is a predicted model, not a curated record. The annotation marks the transcript as partial. Gene Ontology annotation, molecular function: olfactory receptor activity. The transcript has a single exon. Gene Ontology annotation, biological process: G protein-coupled receptor signaling pathway.
AUGUACUUCAUUCUCAGCUUCACUGCGAUGCAGUCUGGGGUCCUUGUGGCCAUGGCUUUAGAUCGCUACGUGGCCAUCUGUGAUCCCCUGAGACAUUCCACCACUCUGACAAACUCUGUGGUGGCCAAAAUUGGCCUGGCCUUGGUGCUUCGUGGUGCCAUGUCCGUACUGCCCAUUCCCUUGCUAGCGAGGAGGUGGCCAUAUUGCAGAACCAAUAUAAUUUUCGACACAUACUGUGAGCACAUAGCUGUGGUGAAGCUGGCCUGUGUCGACAUCAGCCUCAGUAGUUACUACAGCCUCUCUGUGGCAUUCUUCGUGAUCGGUCUGGAUGUGUUUUUUAUCGCUGUGUCCUAUACCCAGAUCCUCAGGGCCAUCUUCAACCUCCCAACAAAGGACGCCCGGCUCAAGACUUUUGGGACCUGUGGCUCCCACCUCUGUGUCAUCUUAUCCUCUUACAUCCCAGCUCUCUUCUCCUUCCUCACGCACCGGUUUGGGCACAAUGUGCCCCAGCAUUUACACAUUCUCAUGGCAAACAUUUACCUCUUGGUGCCCGCCAUGCUAAACCCCAUCAUCUAUGGGGUGAGGACUCAACAGAUCCGGGAUAGGCUACUCCAGCCCUUUACUCAUAAAGGGACCUAA